GGGAUGACUCACAGCCCAUCCCAUCUCCCCGAGGCCGCCCGCCCGCGCAGAGAUCGCUCCAUGGUUUAGCGGAGGAGGCGGUGGCGAGCGGGGGAGGGGGACUCUUAUUUUGUUAGGGGGACCGGGCCGAGGCCCGACCGGCCUGGCAGGGCUCGCCCGGGGCCGGGCGUCAUGUCUCAUGCGGCCGAGCCAGCUCGGGACGGCGUAGAGGCCAGCGCGGAGGGCCCUCGAGCCGUGUUCGUGCUGUUGGAGGAGCGCAGGCCGGCCGACUCGGCCCAGCUGCUCAGCCUGAACUCUUUGCUUCCGGAAUCCGGGAUUGUUGCUGACAUCGAAUUAGAAAACGUCCUUGAUCCUGACAGCUUCUACGAGCUCAAAAGCCAACCCCUAUCGCUACGCUCAAGCCUCCCAAUAUCACUGCAGGCCACACCAGCCACCCCAGCUACACUCUCUGCAUCAUCUUCUGCAGGGGGCUCCAGGACCCCUGCCAUGUCGUCAUCUUCUUCAUCGCGGGUCUUGCUGCGGCAGCAGCUAAUGCGGGCCCAGGCCCAGGAGCAGGAGAGGCGUGAGCGUCGGGAACAGGCUGCAGCCUCUCCCUUCCCUAGUCCUGCACCUGCCUCUCCUGCCAUCUCUGUGGUUGGCGUCUCUGCUGGGGGUCACACAUUGGGUCGUCCUCCCCCUGCUCAGGUGCCCAGGGAGGUGCUCAAGGUGCAGACCCAUCUGGAGAACCCGACUCGCUACCACCUGCAGCAGGCGCGCCGGCAGCAGGUGAAGCAGUACCUGUCCACCACACUUGGGCCCAAGCUGGCGUCCCAGGCCCUCACCCCACCACCGGGGGCUGCCAGUGCCCAGCCGCUCCCCGCCCCUGAGGCUGCCCACGGUACGGGCCCCACUGGCAGUGCUCCCAACAGCCCCAUGGCGCUGCUCACCAUCGGGUCUAGCUCAGAGAAGGAGAUUGAUGAUGUCAUUGAUGAGAUCAUCAGCCUGGAGUCCAGUUACAACGAUGAGAUGCUCAGCUAUCUGCCUGGAGGCACCACGGGGCUGCAGCUUCCCAGCACGCUGCCUGUGUCAGGGAAUCUGCUUGAUGUGUACAGUACACAGGGCGUGGCCACGCCAGCCAUCACUGUCAGCAACUCCUGUCCAGCUGAGCUGCCGAAUAUCAAACGGGAGAUCUCUGAGACAGAGGCCAAGGCCCUUUUGAAGGAACGGCAGAAGAAAGACAAUCACAACCUGAUUGAACGUCGCAGGCGAUUCAACAUUAACGACAGGAUCAAGGAGUUGGGCACCCUCAUCCCCAAGUCCAGUGACCCGGAGAUGCGCUGGAACAAGGGCACCAUCCUGAAAGCCUCUGUGGAUUACAUCCGCAAGUUGCAGAAGGAGCAACAGCGCUCCAAAGACCUGGAGAGCCGGCAGCGAUCCCUGGAGCAAGCCAACCGCAGCCUGCAGCUCCGAAUUCAGUAUCCCCCGCAGUCUCCAAGGCCAGCAGUCGCCGCAGCAGCUUCAGCAUGGAGGAGGAGUCCUGAUCAGGCCUCACCCCUCCCCUGGGACUUCCCCACCCAGGAAAGGAGGACAUGUCAGGGUGAGGCCCCGCCUUUUCCCCCACCUUUUCAUGAGACUGCCCUGCCCAGGUGUACUGGGGGAAGAGGAGACUGAUGAGGCCCCACCCCUAUAACCCGGCAAGGAGGAGGAGUCAGAUUAGACCCCACCCCUUCCCCCCCGCAGGACAGGCCAAUGCAGGUAUUUCAGACAUGGAGAAGGUAGGGACAUCAGGGCCUGUCUCUUGCAGAACGCAGCCUCACCCCUGCCCCGUGGGACCCGCCCUUGCCCAGGUGAGGAAAGGAGACAGGAUGAGGUCAGCCCCUGGCCCCUAGGGACUGUCCUAGCCAUGUUUCCUGGGAUAAAGAGUGUCAGGAUACUGCUCCAUCCCCUCUCUUGGAACCAACAGUCUAGUCUAUCCUGGCAAGGAAGAGGAGUCAAAAUGGAGGUCCCACCCUGGGGGUUUAAGCCCUGCCCCUUCCCCGUGAACCCUGCCCUGUGCAGGCAAGGAACAGAAGUGAGGAUGAGAGCCAACCCCUUUACCUGGGAACUCAGUCCUGGCCUUCCAGCAAUGGAGGAGUCAGACCCCACCCUUUCCCUAUAGGAACAGCCCUGGCACAGGUAUUUCAGUCGUGGAGGAGUCAGUAAGAUCAGGCAACUUUGUGGAGAUCACAGCCCUCGUCUCUUAGCAACAUCCCAUCCAAUCAUUCCACACUGCAGGGAGGAGUGGUACUUGAGCUCCCCUGCCUUAACCUGGGACCAUUGUGACUUAACCUAGGAGGGCUCUAAGCUGACCUGACCCUCGAAGAAGGGGACAUAUCUUGAAAUCUUGUGGGUUGACAUUCCAGACCUAGAUCAGGAGUGAGUGAGAGACCCCCACACUUGGGCAGAGUUUUACCUCCUUCCUUGAAGGGUAAAUUGGGGAGGUGAUGGGGAUAAGAGGGUACUGGGUCCAUGUUCCCAGAACCAGCACCCCAGUACUCUUUUUCAACAUGUAGAAGAACAAGAUGAAGGAAGGGGCCUUUCCAGGGAGUUCCCCAGCCCAAGAACAAGUGGAAGCCUGUCUCACCAAGGCAGAGGCUUAGGGGGAGGAUUGCAAAAACAUAAAUACCCCCUCUUUAUCUGAUUUUUUUUACUGACCCCCUACUCAGAAGCUAGGUCACCCCCAACCUCUGGCCUCUACCUAGUUCUCCAUUUGGAGAAAUCUUCCCCAUUUCAGAGUUAUCAAGAGACACUCCCUGCCCAUCCCCAUCCCUCCUACCCCAUACACCCAAGGUUGUCAGCUUUGGAUUGUUGGGGCCGAGCCCCGAGGAGGGUGUACUAAGGGGUCUGUAGGUUUGUGAUUAAAAUAAUAAAUGCUAGGCGUGUUUGAUGCGCUUUUAACU
Messenger RNA from Kogia breviceps (pygmy sperm whale), 2918 nucleotides. RefSeq names its product transcription factor binding to IGHM enhancer 3 (gene TFE3). The record is from RefSeq and is a predicted model, not a curated record. Gene Ontology annotation, cellular component: nucleus. Gene Ontology annotation, molecular function: RNA polymerase II cis-regulatory region sequence-specific DNA binding; protein dimerization activity; DNA-binding transcription factor activity, RNA polymerase II-specific. Lineage: Eukaryota; Metazoa; Chordata; Mammalia; Artiodactyla; Physeteridae. Gene Ontology annotation, biological process: regulation of transcription by RNA polymerase II; humoral immune response; regulation of osteoclast differentiation.